CUGAUUUAUUCUCUUUAUGGAUCCGCUUUUCUCGCUUCUUCUUCAGCCUCCCUCCAAGGUUUUUCAGCUUUUCUUCUUCAUAAGUAGCCUUAAUUCCCCUCUUUCUCAUCUGCUUCUUGUCAUUUUCAUUCUGAUUUUUUCAUACUACGGUCUUUUACCACCCAACUUUCUAAAUGUUUCCAUAGAAAAGCAGGGGAGGAUCUGAGUUUUUUUAGCUGGAUAUGGGUAGGGAUUGGUACUUGGGUGGUGGUAAAAGCUCCUCCUCCACGGCAGCCACCUCCAAGAGAGACAGAGACUCUAAUCAUACCGCCAGUACUAGCACUCCUUCUGGUUGCCUCAGCGCCGUCUUUCACUUUUUCGAUUUUCACCAUUUUCCGUUCCCUUUACACCACCACUCUGCUUCGGGUGAUACCAGUAUUUCUCAAAAACCCCACUCCUUUCAACCUCAAGAACCGGUCAACGGUAUAGAGGCACCAAGAAACAGUUUGGAAUUAGAGGAGGGAAAGAAAAGUUCAACUUCGUUGCCUUCAAUAAGUAAAGAAGAAAAUAUAAAUAUUCCUUCAUUGGGAAUUCAAAUCAAAACGCGUGGAGAUACAAGAGGAAGACUUGAAGCUCCAAAGAAUGAGUUUUCUUCCGAAAUUAUUAGUUCUCCGGCCACCAAGACUCCGACUUUGGUUGCCAGGCUCAUGGGUCUCGACCUUAUCCCCGAAAGUAACCAGCUACCUGCGCCUUCCUCCACACCAAAAUCGUUGCAUCACCAUCUUCAGCCCAGAAAACCUCUUCAUACCAAACACAGAAAUUCUCUGGAUGGGGAUAUUAUAGGAACCCGUUCUUUGCCGGAGACGCCGAGAAUAUCUGCGGCAAGAAGAUCAGACGUCGACCUCCACCACCGUCUCUCGCUCCAAAUUAACAAAGAGAACAUAAGCCCCAGCGAAGAGUUAGUACUUUCCCGUCUCGGGGCAUUAAAGAGAAAGGAGCUCAAAAACGAAGAUGAGAACAGAAGUCCUGGUCAUUAUGCUAGACAGAUAGUGAAACAGGUGAAAGAAAGUGUAGGUCGGAAGGUAGGAAUGAAUAUAACCAACACAGUCCGCAACAGAGAGGUCGCCAGAGAGGAACUCGUGAACCAAUUCAAGGCUCAGAAAAUUUCUAAGGCUCUAGCCAAAGUAGCGGAUCAGUCUAGUCCAGGAAAGCACUCGGCACCAUCUUGCUCGUCCAGACUCAGGUUUCUGGAACCCAAAAGCAAACCGGGCGUCUCCACUCCACCACCGGAGGUCCAGCCACAUAAUAUUAAAAUUUUCCCUGCAAAACCCAAGUUGCAGCCUGUGCAAGAGAAGCAAGAGCAGCAGCAGGAAGAGCUACCCAUUAAGAAAUGCAAGAAAUACACCGGAGGAAGGUUCAGUCCCAGGCUGAAAAAGCCGGUUCAAGAGGAGACGUUCGUUCGUCCUGCCAAUGUUAGCACUCCUGACAGAAAAUGCAAGAAAACACCUUUAUCCAAUGACCUCCUUAACAUCUCUGUCCCUACUCUGCUUCCGGUGAAGAAAGAUCACUCUUCUUCUUCCCCAGCAACAAAAUUUUCGCAAAAACAGAUUGCAGAGGCUCAAACAUCGAAACAGAGCUCACAGUUAUCUAGUUGUUCGAGCCAAACGUACAAACAACAAGAGACACACCCGCACCCUGUCCGAGGCGACCACCGCAACAAGUGUAACGGUGCUGCCACUGCCACCUUCGCCGGAGUCGACGGAGCAGCGCAUGAAUACAUCACUGGAAUCCUAAAAUGUACUGGGAUUGACCAAGACACCCCAGUUUCCUUCACUCGGUGGUUCUCCCCUUCUCACCCCCUUGACCCCUCCAUUUUUUACUUCAUCGAGCAUUUUAACGCCACCCGUGCCGCCGUACCCUGUAAAAAUUCUGCUUCUUUACGUCAUCGAUGCAAUAGGAAACUGCUGUUUCAUUUGGUGGAUGAGAUUUUAGUCGAGAUUUUGAAGCCUUUUUUCAACACCAAGCCGUGGGUAAGUAGUAUUAAAAGUACCCAUCACAUGCGAGGAUCAGAGUUGAUAGAGACAUUAUGCUCCAAAAUUCGAAGAUUCCCACAAGCUGAUUGUCGGGUUUUGGAAGACAUCGACGGUUUAAUUGAAGAAGAUUUUCCGGAGAUGAAGCUACAGACCGCGGCGGCGUACGAGGAAGAAGGGGAAGACAUCGCGGCAGAGAUAGAGCGGGACAUUUUGGAGGAGCUCGCACAUGAAACGGCGGUGGCGAUGCGGGUGUAAGACGGCGGCGUUUGAACGGAGAGACAGAAAGAUGAGUGAUCACGUGGGUGGUUCACGUGAUGCGAUGUUGUCAUUGGGCGGGGCCCGUGCCUGAGGGUGACACGUGGAGAAAAUGAGUGCUGGUUUUGGGGGCGGAAGAGCACUUGCUUUCUAAUUGGUUCUGAAAAGACAAGCCGGCGGCAGAGGAGUCGCGUUCCUCGGUUUUUUUUUUUUUUUUUUAAAUUUAAGUUGGGUGUGGAAUUCAAACCCCCGCGCUACUAAAUCAUAAUAUGAAUA
Messenger RNA from Rubroshorea leprosula, 2543 nucleotides. Lineage: Eukaryota; Viridiplantae; Streptophyta; Magnoliopsida; Malvales; Dipterocarpaceae. The record is from the annotation of a GenBank genome assembly.